UUGAAACAGCUUUCUCAUCACAUAUCAAAGUUUGUCACUAAAGAUUUUAGACAUUCAAUUCAACCAUGGCUACCCUUAUUGCUCCCAGCAACCACUCUCCCCAGGCAGAUGCUGAAUCUCUCAAAAAGGCUUUUGAAGGAUGGGGAACUGAUGAGAACCUUGUCAUAUCAAUCCUGGGUCACAGAAAUGUUCAUCAGAGGCAGGCAAUCAGAAGAGCUUAUGAAGAAAUUUAUCAGGAGGAUCUUGUCAAACGCCUCGAGUCUGAGAUCAAAGGAGACUUAGAGAAAGCUGUGUACCGCUGGAAUCUGGAACACGCGGAUCGCGAUGCUGUUUUGAUCAAUGUUGUGAUCAAGAGUGGGAAAAACUACCAUGUCAUUGUGGAGAUUUCCUCUGUUCUCUCCCCUGAAGAGCUCUUUGCUGUGAGGCGCGCUUACCUCAACCGCUACAAGCACUCCCUGGAAGAAGAUGUCGCGGCUCAUACCUCUGGCCAUCUCCGCCAGCUCUUAGUGGGGUUGGUGACAUCAUUCAGGUAUGUUGGUGAAGAGAUCAAUGCGAAAUUGGCACAAAGUGAAGCUGAAAUUCUUCAUGAGGCUGUGAAAGAGAAGAAAGGAAGCCAUGAAGAAGCUAUUAGGAUCUUGACUACAAGGAGCAAGACCCAGCUGAUUGCAACUUUCAACCGCUACAGAGAGAUCCAUGGCACUUCCAUCACUAAGAAACUGUUGGAUGAAAAAUCUGAUGACUUUCAGAAGGGAUUGUACACUGCCAUUCGCUGUUUCAAUGACCAUAUUAAGUAUUAUGAGAAGGUGGUGCGCGAUGCGAUCAAAAAGUCUGGAACGGAUGAGGACGCACUGACCCGUGUGAUUGUGAGCAGGGCUGAGAAGGACUUGAAGCUUAUCUCAGAUGUUUAUUACAAAAGAAACAGUGUUCAUCUUGAGGAUGCUGUGGCCAAGGAAAUCUCUGGGGAUUACAAGAAGUUCCUCCUCACUCUGUUGGGGAAAGAGGAUUAGAAUUUUUAUUUCUCUUGAGGGCAUCUGUGAUUAUGAGUUUAAAGUACUUUUGUUUUCUGAUGUCUGAUGGUACUAUUUGUGUUUUGUUUUCUUUGUUGAGUUAUGUUUCAAUUUCCCUUGCUAUUCCCUGGUGAUAUUGGCUGUAUGAGAAAUUGAAGUUCUAUGCUACUUUGCUAUUAUUAUGAUA
Molecule: messenger RNA, 1194 nt
Organism: Lotus japonicus
Lineage: Eukaryota; Viridiplantae; Streptophyta; Magnoliopsida; Fabales; Fabaceae
Product: annexin-like protein RJ4
Exons: 6
Coding region: 66-1007 (313 amino acids)
Cellular component (GO): cytoplasm
Molecular function (GO): calcium-dependent phospholipid binding; calcium ion binding
Source: RefSeq, a predicted model, not a curated record